This is a messenger RNA of Ambispora leptoticha, 239 nucleotides long. The record is from the annotation of a GenBank genome assembly. Lineage: Eukaryota; Fungi; Glomeromycota; Glomeromycetes; Archaeosporales; Ambisporaceae.
AUGACCAAUAUCAAUCCCAGUUUUACACAACUAAGACGCACUAUUCCAGCUGCCAAUAUUGACAAAGUUGAUGAUAUUUAUAAUGAGAAAAACAUCGACGCGUUGUAUGAAAAAAUAGACGGAGCGAGUAAACCAUUGUACCGAGGGAUUAUAAAAGCUCUUAUAUUGAGAAAUAAUGCACCAACACAUGACUCAGUGAUCGCCGAUUAUAUUCAAGCGUUUAAUUUGGCUCACUUGGG